This is a messenger RNA of Monomorium pharaonis (pharaoh ant), 5171 nucleotides long. RefSeq lists its product as uncharacterized. The transcript is spliced from 6 exons. Gene Ontology annotation, molecular function: protein binding; lipase activity. NCBI's taxonomy places the organism in Eukaryota, Metazoa, Arthropoda, Insecta, Hymenoptera, Formicidae. The record is from RefSeq and is a predicted model, not a curated record. Gene Ontology annotation, biological process: lipid metabolic process. Bases 2011 to 4020 code for a protein of 669 amino acids.
ACGUACUUACCGUACAAACAAAAGGCUUCUUAAUUACUUCUAUGUAUGAUAUUUUUAAUUUAACUAUCAUGUAGUAGUAAAUAAGUAUAGUAAUUUAUUUGUAAUAGCAUGACGUUAAUUAAUUUGUAGAUAAAUAAUCUACUUUAUCGUCUCCUUUUCAAAAAAUAUUCAUUAAUUUCAAUAAUUAAAUUCUAUGACAAACAAAUUUCUCAUUAAAUAAUUAAGUUACACUUUGCGCAUUUCCAAGAGUAGCAGAAUUGUUUCACUGAAAAUUUUGUCUCGCCUGUGAAUAAUACUUUCGUAAUCUAUAAAUUUUUAAAGUGUCAGGGAGUCUUCGGAACAAAACGUGCACACAAAAACCUAUAUAAAAUUUGAAUACGUAUACAUUCUCCUCCUUCAAUAAUCGAUUUCUUUUACACAUGUCCGACGUUCUAUUUUAUUUUCACUGCUAUCCGUGUAAUAUCAGCGAUUUCAAUUUUCUUAUAUAUUCGUAACGCGCAGCAGCGAGAACGCUGCGAAAGCGCACCUGGCACUUUGACGGUUUCCCAUCUUUCCUCGUUCGACUUCAUGGUUCGGCGCCGAGGUAUUAUAACUUCGUAUGCACCGACGACAAUCCGCAUCCGCUUCCAGGAUCCGCGGAAACUUCCCUCCGCGCGUGGCGACUCGCGCGAGAGUCAUGCGGUCAAGAUUUGCAAUUCCUCCACUUUUCUGUCACCCGAUCCGUCGACACGCGACGAGGCGAGGGGUCGACGGCUCCGCGGCGAAUUCUAAAUUUCCUCGAAAUUGAAUGGGGAAGUUCGUCGCGACUCGCAGCUUCCGCGGGAGGGAGCGGGAAGGGGGAAGCGUGUAACCGGCGUUGUAACUUCCGCAUGCAGCAUCUGGCUCCGCCCGAGGAGCACGUUGUGCGCUCGCGGGUUAUGGCUGCGUGACGAUAUUUAGAACGCCGGGAUAACACGCGUCGAAGUUCACCUUAAAGUUAUUCGCCGCGACAUUCGUCGCUCGAAAGCUCAGCUCUCGUGUAUUCACAGUCUCAGGUUGCGAUUAUAAUUUGUAUAAUUACACUUAUUCAUUUUCCGGAGAUAUACAAGCUUGAAGUUAUAACUCUCCGUUAUUCCUGUCGUCAUACGUAUUUUCAAAGCGCGACUAAUUUGCAAACAUUUCAAUGAAAGUUCAUAUUUUUGAAUAAUUUUUCCAAUUCUGUCAAUAUUUAGUUUAGACAUACGUCACGCGGGAGUGAGUGUCAUACAUUUUGUAUUAAUAUAUUUUUGUACGUGUCAUAUUAUGUACAAGUGUAUUUUCAUUUGCUUGGCGCCACGAUCGAUCGUCCAUUCGUUUAACGAGGGAAGGACUUAAUACCACGAUCUGCAAUUGCAUAUCUGAUUACGUUUCUCAAGCUGAACACAACAUCGAGGCAAACGAUCUCAUUUGGGAUUCCCUCCUGUUCCCAAGCCAAUCGUCAUCGCCGUUUCCCUCCGCAUUUUCCGGGCGACGAUAUACGUUUCGCGCGUCCGCGUCGCGUCGCGCUGCGUAAUCCGGUCGAAAAGCCGGUUACGCUCGUCCUCAUUAACUCGCCUCAACAAUGAGCGUGGGUGUCGGCGUAGUACGUCCUUUCAACCCCCGUCCACAUCCACACCCUUCUCGAGUUUCGUAGGGCGCGUGCGCGAGCUCUCUCUCUCUCUCUCAGUCAGUUUCUCUCUUUCUCCUUCACUUCAACGUCGACGACGACGACGACGACGACGACCACGACGAUUACGUCGACGGCUGGGAAACGAUGUGUGUGGGGGCGGUUCGCGCGUAAAAUCGCACUGAGCGGGAGGCGCUCAGUCGCGCGGGACACGUCGCGGGGUGCGGUUGCUUCGUCGUGGUGAAUAAACGUGCGUGCGUGCGUGCGUGCGUGCGUGCGGGCGGGCGCGCGCGGAGGGAAGGAGACGACGAUCCCUAUCUGUGCCUUUUGCGCGGGGGUGGUGUGGACGAUGUGCGCGUGCCGAUAACGAUAAGGCCACCGCAGGGAUGUGCCUAGCGGGGGGCACACGAGCCCUCCUGCUCCUGGCGCUCGUGCUGUGCCAGCGUGCCGGCCGCGUCGACGGCAAGAAUGACAACUAUCAGAUGAGCGACGUCUGCAAGAAAUACUUCCUGCGGGAUCUCUACAGGAAGAUAGACGGCGCCGUUCUUACUUCGCAAAAUGAGAGGGAUCUCGAUUGCGCCAUUACUUUUCAGACUCACAGCAUCCUCCAGCGGUUUAUGCUCCGAUUCGAUCAGCUGCAGUUAGACUGCAACGACCAUCUCUACAUCUACGAUGGCGCGCACGCGGUCGGCAGUUACAAGGCAGACCUAUCCUGCAGAAACACGAAGCAGACCGUGGGCGCGAUUUACACGCGCACAAACUUCGUGACGUUGAGAUACACGACCGACGCCUGGGGCACCAACUCGAAUGGCUUCCGCCUCGUCAUCACAGCCGUCAAGGAUCCGAAGCACACCUGCAAAGAUUUUCGAUGCACUCAAAAUGAAUUUUGCAUCGAGACGGAUCUCCUUUGUGACGGCGUAAACCACUGCGGCGAUGGAUCUGAUGAGGCCACUUCCACCCUUUGUGCCAAUUCCGAGGCAUCGACGAUCCUAGGCAUGCAGACUACUUGGUUCGCUAUCGCCCUUGUUUUUCUGAUACUCAGCAUGGGCGGCCUGGUAACGGCGGCGGUUCUCUGCUUUUGCAGACAGCGUGUUCCUACCCCAAGGCACCCCCAUAACGCGCACAAUGCUCAGUCUCAUCCCCCAGUCAGCUUCCCAUGGAUUCCAUGCUCGUUGAAGCUCGUCCAGUACGUGCCGUUCGUCCAUCGCGGAGUUUCGCCCGCGACGAUCGAGUCGUCGCAGCGACCAGUCCACGCCAGACAGUCGUCCGGAAUCAUUCGCAGACGCACCUUCGCGCGAUAUCACGAUCAAGGUGGAGCUCCCGACGGAUCUAAGAUGACCGACCAGGCUGGUUGUCCGCCAACCUGGGGGAUUAUCACGAUUCUACUCUUGUCAGUCUGCGAGUUCACCUCGGCCGCGAGCACGCAGACCUUCGUCGUGAGCAACACCGUGGACAAUCAGAUCGGUAAAGACUUCUUCGUGGGACCCUGCCUGGUGAACACCAAUCAGACCUGUCCCGAUGAAGAAGUAAUGUUUUUUCUCUACACCAAACACAAUCCAGACGAGGGGCAGCAAUUACUCGUGAACGACACCGGGUCAAAUCUCGCCGAAACCAACUUCGUGGCGGCAUUACCCACGAAGAUCAUCGUGCACGGUUACAAUUCGGACAUGCGGCUGAGCUACUUGGUGGCUAUUAGAAGCGAAUACUUGAAUAGGGGCAGCUACAAUCUCAUAGCGGUCGAUUGGCACCGGCUGGCGGUAGCGCCGUGUUACCCCGUGGCCGUCCACAACGUGCCGCACGUGGGCGACUGUCUGGCACAGCUGAUCGACCGUCUGAGGGACUACGGUGCCAAGGACAUCCACGUGAUCGGCUUCAGUCUGGGCGCUCACGUACCAGCUUUCGCGGCCAACGUGCUACGGCCGUACAAGCUCCCGAGGAUCACCGGCCUCGAUCCGGCGAUGCCGCUCUUCGUUACCGUCAGCAAGGACGAGAAGCUCGACGCGAGCGACGCCGAGUUCGUCGACGUGUUACACACAAAUGCCUUCAUUCAGGGGCAAAUCGAACCGAGCGGCCAUAUCGACUUUUACAUGAACGGCGGCGUCAAUCAGCCCGGUUGCUGGGAGCACGGCAAUCCAUUCGGAUGCAAUCACCACAGGGCGGCGGAAUACUUUGCCGAGUCGAUCAAUUCGAAAGUCGGUUUCUGGGGCUGGCCCUGUCCCGGUUUCGUAGCUUACCUUCUGGGUCUCUGCCCGCCCAGAUUCCCCGCAGUGCUGAUGGGGGAGGAUGUCAAUAGAAGGUAUCGGGGUUUUCAUCUAGUGAAGACGAAGGCGCACAGCCCGUACGCGGAUGGAAUGUUCACGGUAGAAGAUUUUUAUCAGCAGAAUCUUUACGCGUGAUAUCGCAAUAGUAUCUUACGGAAGUUUCUUCCUUGAUUUGAGGGACAUACGUUGUGAAGGCAGACGUAUAAGACGUUUUAAACUGAUGAACGCGUGAGAGGAAAGAAGCAAAUUACUAAUGAAAAGAUUGUUUAUCCUAACGUGUCGCGCGCGGAAAGAUUCAGACAUCUUAGUGCCAAGUAUUUUAUCAGGAAAAUGUUGUAAGUUAUUCAAUAAUCGUAAUAAACUCCAAAUAGAAUACAUUCAAAGAUACAUAUCAAAGUGAAAAAAAGAUAUAUAUUUAAUAUAAAUUAACAUGUUUCAUUUGCUUAAAAGAUUCAGCAGGAUAUACAAUGAAAAAAAAAUUUAUUAGAUUGAAAUAAAUAUUUUUUCAAAUAGUACCAAGCAGAAGUUUUGUAAAAGAUAAAUAAUAUUUAUUUCAAAUAAAAUAAUAUUUUCUAUAAUUUAAAAAAUGUAUAAUCUAUUUUAUAAAUUAUAGAAAAUAUAUUAACUUUUUUACAAAACUUUUGCUUGGUACUAUUUAAAAAAAUAUUUCUUUUAAUCUAGUAAAUUUUUCAGUGUAUAACUGAAUAAUAACUUUCUAUUCAUAUAAUCCAUAAAUAGUUUCCUAAGAUAGUGUGAUAUAAUAUUGUAAUAUUUACUAUGUGUAAUAUUUAUUAUAAUAGACCUUAUUAGAUUCUACUUAAUAAUUUAUUUAAUUAGAAAAACAACUAUAUAUAGAAACUAUUUAUUAGAUUAUACGCAAUAAUAAUAUCAAUUGUAAUAGAUUAUUACCAUAUCAAAUAUGUGAGUAAAAAUAUAAUAGAACUACAUAUUUCGAAUGAGAUAGAAGAGAACGAUAAUAAAUAGAAUAAUAUAUAAAAGUAAUAAAAGAGAAAAUAAGAAUAAAAAAACUUGUAUAGAAUUUUAUCAAUUGGCUCAAUUACAUUAAUUGAACAAAAUCAAGGAUCAGCGUUCAGCGGAAUCUUACGAGAUGUUUGAGUUACGCGAAUUAUAUUGAUGCUGCGCAAAAAAAUCUAUUAGCAUGUCAUGGUCAGACAAUUGAUCUGAUAUCUUGUAAAAUCAGAAAAGAGGCAAACAUGAUGAGCUCGCACAAUUUCUUAUCGAGAGAUCCAAUGUACAUUUUUCAAAUAAAUAAUAUUUAAUUGUAA